AUGCAUCACUCAAUCAUCGCUACCGUCCUUACAACCUUCACAGUCUCAACAUCUGCCACCCCUUACCUCCAGGGACGCACUAGCGGCCCGUUCAACGGCGUUGCGACCUUUAACGACUACGUAGAUCAAGUCAAUAACCGGAAUCAAGUAACUGUGUGUGGUAGUUACAACGACGAGCCCAACUACGAUGGUACUAGCCUUACAGUCUUCGCUGCCGCCGCUGGGGACCUCAGUCCGAACAUCUCCCCAGGAAGAUGUAAUUACACUCCGUCAGACAGCAGCCAAGACAGGAGUGUCUGUACCGAACCCGACUCCACCGGCCCCGACCAACAACCUAAUAGCGAAACCUACGAUGGCCCUAGUUGCCCAGCCUCUUGCGGCAACUGCUACAAUGUCACCAACAACGACAGCCUCAAAACAGUCACUAUCUAUAUCGUCGACGCAUGCCCGGCUCUCAGCGCCUACAAUUACUGUAAAAGUAAUACUGCGCCAUCGGGCAAGUGCAGCGGUCCAUCGAAUGCACUAGACAUCAGCGUUAAUGCAUACCCUUAUCUUGUGAACGAUGGGGCAGGGGAUGGCAAGACUGGCUCUACUACGAACUUGGAAAAUCUUUCCAUUCUUGCUUUGGAUUAUUGCACCCAGAAAGCAUAG
Molecule: messenger RNA, 651 nt
Organism: Letharia columbiana
Lineage: Eukaryota; Fungi; Ascomycota; Lecanoromycetes; Lecanorales; Parmeliaceae
Exons: 4
Coding region: 1-651 (216 amino acids)
Source: RefSeq, a predicted model, not a curated record